AUGCAUAGCGAGGCAGGACUAGAGGUUAUAGACGGCGGAAAGCCGUUCUACUACUGUCCCAAAGGGCACAUGGUUCUGGGCGAAGCCCCAAUCUAUCGUGCCAGCGACUCAACGCUGCACUGGGUAGACUGUCUCGCUGAGCCGGCCGAGUUGUACAUUCUCAAAGUCGAUCCGCAGACGGGCGAUGCUGUCGGAGAGGCACGUGUGUUACACUUGGAAGACAGUGUGACGGUGCAGUUCUUCCGCAAGGGCAAGCCGGGAAGCUACAUUGCUGCGUAUUACCAGGGCGUAUGCUUCAUCGACGAGGAGACCGGGAAGCUGGAGGUUGUCAAGGAGAUCAUCCCGACGGAUCAGCGUGAGAACUUGCGCUUCAAUGAUGGCGGUGUCGAUGCCAAGGGCCGUUUUUGGCUAGCUGAAAUAGACAAGAAGGCUAUGUCUUAUGGACCAAAUCAGCUUCCGGCGAGUUAUGGAGUUCCCAAAGGCAGGCUGUGGAGGUAUGAUCCUGACGGGAGUUUGCAUUUGAUGAUUGAAGAGGGUGUGGUGUGUGGCAAUGGUUUGGGAUGGAGUCCGGAUAACAAAACAUUCUAUUUCCAUGACUCGGUAGCCAUGGUUGUAUACGCAUACGACUUUGAUGUCGAGAGUGGCAAUAUCUCAAACAAGCGACUUUUAGUCGACAGACGAAAUUCAUUCGGCGAGCCGGAUGGGAUGGUCGUUGAUACAAAUGGUAACUUAUGGAUCGCCAUGUUUGAUUCGAAUCGGGUCAUGGUGUUCAGCCCAGAGGGUCGACAUUUGAAAGACAUUACUUUCACAGCUCGCAACCCAGCUUGUACGACUUGGGGAGGAAAGGAUCAUGAUAUUAUUUUCAUGGCGAGCGGAAAGUGGCGAGGGCAGAGAGAAAUUCCAGGUGAUGACGGGGGGCAUAUGUUUAGGUUUAAGCCUGCAGAUGCUCGCGGUCAGCCCAAAUAUGAAUUCGGGGGAUAG
This is a messenger RNA of Talaromyces proteolyticus, 981 nucleotides long. Its product is annotated as putative anterior fat body protein. Gene Ontology annotation, molecular function: calcium ion binding; gluconolactonase activity. The record is from RefSeq and is a predicted model, not a curated record. Gene Ontology annotation, biological process: L-ascorbic acid biosynthetic process. Bases 1 to 981 code for a protein of 326 amino acids. The transcript is spliced from 3 exons. Lineage: Eukaryota; Fungi; Ascomycota; Eurotiomycetes; Eurotiales; Trichocomaceae.